Molecule: messenger RNA, 987 nt
Organism: Penicillium salamii
Lineage: Eukaryota; Fungi; Ascomycota; Eurotiomycetes; Eurotiales; Aspergillaceae
Source: the annotation of a GenBank genome assembly
AUGGCUCCUAUUAGCAAGAUCGCAGUCGCGGUCGUCGGAUGUCUCUCCAGCCUGGCGCUGGGAGCUCCCACCGCUACCAGCAACAACGCGCAGCUUCUGGGAAAGCGCGCAAGCAUCAGUGAUGCUGCUACUGGCUAUGCUAGCCAGAACGGUGGCACCACGGGAGGUGCUGGUGGAACCACCACCACUGUUUCCUCCUACGCUGCCUUUACCUCGGCCGUGUCCGGCGAUUCCGCCAAGGUAGUUGUCGUGGAUGGCCCUAUCUCUAAGACAGCGGAUCAGGUGCGCGUUGGCAGCAACACCAGCAUCAUCGGAAAGGACUACAAGGCAGUCCUCACUGGAUUUGGAAUCCUGGUCAAGGGUGAGUCCAACGUCAUCAUCCGCAACCUGGGUGUCAAGAAGGUUCUUGCCGACAAUGGAGAUGCCAUUGGUGUCCAAAAAUCCACCAACGUGUGGAUUGACCACUGCGAUGUCUCUUCUGACAUGGAUCACGGCAAGGACUACUACGAUGGUCUGAUUGAUCUCACCCACGCUGCUGACUACGUCACUGUCUCCAACACCUUCAUCCACGACCACUACAAGGCCUCCCUUGUCGGUCACUCCGACAGCAACAGCGACGAGGACACUGGUCACCUGCGUGUCACCUACAGCAACAACUACUGGUACAACAUCAACUCUCGCGCUCCUUCUCUCCGCUUCGGCACCGGUCACAUCUACAACAGCUACUACCUUGACGUUUCCGAUGGCAUCAACACUCGCCAGGGUGCUCAGGUCCUGGUUGAGUCUAACGUUUUCUCUGGAAGCAAGAAGCCCCUCUACUCCACUGACGGCGGCUAUGCUGUUGCCAAUGACAACGAUUUCGGUUCUGGAUCCAACGCUGCCAACGCGGGUACCCUGAAGUCUGUGCCUUACAGCUACAGCCUGCUCGGCUCCUCCAAGGUGCAGAGCGCUGUUGUUGGAACCGCCGGUCAGACCCUUACCUUCUAA